This is a messenger RNA of Mobula hypostoma (lesser devil ray), 5048 nucleotides long. Its product is annotated as E3 ubiquitin-protein ligase RNF31. The record is from RefSeq and is a predicted model, not a curated record. Gene Ontology annotation, cellular component: LUBAC complex. Gene Ontology annotation, biological process: protein linear polyubiquitination; protein transport. The coding region runs from base 408 to 2750 and encodes 780 amino acids. The transcript has 23 exons. NCBI's taxonomy places the organism in Eukaryota, Metazoa, Chordata, Chondrichthyes, Myliobatiformes, Myliobatidae. Gene Ontology annotation, molecular function: K48-linked polyubiquitin modification-dependent protein binding; K63-linked polyubiquitin modification-dependent protein binding; zinc ion binding.
UGAUUAUAACGUGUUGACGUUUUGAUCCGAGUUUCGUUUUCGCUUCUGAAUGCUGGAUGCUCGCUUUUAUGUUGACGACAGAACGAUGAGUUUUUCGGAGACCCGAUUAAAUAACCUGUUGGAGAAAUUGUAUCAUCAUCCAAAAGAAGUUAUAAAAGAACUUAAACAUGUACUAACAAUCUACAGAGGCCUGUCAGUGUAUUUUGACUUUUAUUGUCACAAAACUGGAUUCAAAAGUAAGCUGGUUAAUAUAAGUGGUACCAUUCCUGUGUCCUGCAAAGGGCGGGACAAGUUAUACAACUGACUGAUGGGUAACGAAACCCGGGGAGAAGGUCGAUAGCACGGUUGUAUGGUCGGUGUGGAGGAAGGGAAAGAGCUUGUUGUUCACUAAAUACCUGUCCCAGGUCAUGGUACUCUGCUGGAACCCUGGACAAGUCGGGGGAUUCCACGACAGGCAAGGUGAAAUUUACACCCUUCCAAUAACCAUGUGGUUACAUAAAGCACAUCCUCUGAAUCCUCCAAAAUGUUUUGUGAAGGGGCUACCAAUUCAUUACCAAAACCAUGGGGACCUUCUGGAUAAUGUCAGCGUGAAGUCUUCAGGUUACCUGUGCAAUUGGCAAUAUCCAAGAUCUCAUUUGGUGGGCCUUAUUGAAGAAAUAAAAGCAUCAUUCGUGAAUUCUUUACGUAAUUCACCAAAGAGUGCAGAUUCACAAGCACAUCUUCCUCAUGUUUCUCAUGCUUCAUCUCUUCAGGCAAGUUCCAGUCUGUUACCUGCAAGGCCAUUAUAUGAAGCUCAAAAAGGAACUUCUGAGGUUCAUUGUAUUGCAAAAGUGUCACCGUUGCAUUGUGGGGAGAAUGCUUCAAACAGUUCAGGGAAGAGAUCUUAUGAAACACAGCUGAUGGCUCCGGGGAUCAAAUUAUCACAACUGCCAGCAAAAGCUUCUCCUGUAGAUCAUGUAGCAAAGAAGAAAAUUGAUCCCGUAAAGCAAGCUGUAGAUCUCUUUCAAGAUUUGCAUAUUGACAAAGCGGCUAAUACGUUUGACCUGCUAACACCUACCCCAAAAAAUCAAGGUUUGUCUUCACAUGGUACUCAGGAUACAAGCUUGUUUGAGGACAAACGGAAAGUGCUGGUACUCAACACUCCUGCUGAAUUGCCAGAGCACAGGAUGAAAGAUAAGCUUGUCAUGUUUUUCCAAAGCUGUAGAAAUGGUGGUGGGGAAAUUGUUGACUUUCAGUAUCCAAAAAGGAUUGCAAGAUCUGCCAUUAUCACCUUUGCUGAUGCUAAAGUUGCAGAAAGAGUUGUCCAACAGCGACACCAUUUAUUCACUUAUAGUAAUAAAAUUUCUCCUGUGGAGUUGAAGUUUUAUGAUGAAACUAGAGUUUUGGCUGAAAAUGACAGUGGUAAAAAUAUUUCCACUGUGGAUGGGAGACGUAACCUCCAGAACUGGCAAGGAUUACCACCGAGUCCUAUUGACCCUUCAAAGAAAAAAUCAGAACUUUUUCAGCAAUUACUGAGCACAGAAGACCAGAAUUUCUGUGUUGAGGAUGUGAUGGAAGUUGUGCAGUCUGGUUUAAAUUAUGAAUCGGCUUUGCGGUAUCUCUCUCAUGAAUGUCCCAUUUGCAGUGAACGUGUAUCCUUUAGCAGGGUUGUCACAAUGACUCACUGCAACUGUUCUUUCUGUGAAAAUUGUUUUAAGAAAUAUUUCUCAUUGGUCAUAAAGGAACAAAGUAUUGUCAACGUAGUUUGCCCAAUAUGUAGGACCCCAGAUCUGAAAAGCCCCCAUCUCCAAGAGGGUAUCACAGAAUACUUCAGUUUCUUGGACAUCCAGAUUCGCCAUUAUCUUGAUGAAAAAACACAUGAAUUAUUUCAAAAAAAGCUACGAGACCGAACGCUGAUGGAAAUGCCAAACUUCAGAUGGUGUGCACAUUGUGUCUUUGGACUGUUGCAUGAUAUCAAUAGGUUGAGAAUGGAUUGUCCAUCCUGUAACAAAAGCACAUGCUCCCAGUGUAAGAUUCCUUGGGAGCAACAGCAUGAAGGGAUCAGCUGUGAACAGUUCAAGAUGUGGAAGCAGCAGAAUAACCCUGAGUAUCAGGCAAGCACGUUGGACAUCUAUCUCAGCAAGAAUGGAAUAGAUUGCCCCAAUUGUACUGCUCGAUUUGACUUGGCCAGAGGAGGAUGCAUGCAUUUUAAUUGCCCAGAAUGUCAAUAUCAGUUCUGUGGUGGCUGUAAAAGACCUUUUAAGUUAGGAUCGGCUUGUACGUUCAUGGAUAACUGUCUUGGAAAGGGUUUGCACGCCCAUCAUCCGCGGAACUGUUUUUAUUACCUCAGAGACUGGAGUGUGGAUCGGAUAAAGCAGCUGCUAAAUAUGGGGAAUGUUCCCUUGACUGGUUUCAUAACAGAUAAUAGUCUGGGUCAUAUGGAAGGUAAAUGUAAAGUUACUGAGCAGAGGGAAACCUCGCACGGUUUGAAGGAUGAGCAGUGCGGCCUACCUUCAGUGAAAGGCUAUGCGGGAUUCUGCAAUGUCCAUUUAAAACAGCACUUGGUUGAACUCGUGAAUAGAAAUAAUUUGGAUCCAGCUAUUCUAUACAGCAAAGAUGAAAUAUUAAUGGAAUUUGAACGCUGGAAUAUUCCUGUCCCGAAUCAACACCUUAAUGAACCAGAAGAACAAUUUAAACAAAGGUUAAGAAAUAAAAUCAUGAACGAGUUAAAACUGGACAAUCAACAAACUGUUUUUGCCAAGAAUUCGUGAUUGCUUACAUCCCUUCAGUCAAAUGUAAUUCUGAGAAAUGUAAUUAUCACAGUGGGCUAGAAAUUCUCACAUGGUUGAAAAAGAAGGCUUCACUGACACUACAUGGAGACUUGAGCCAGUAUCACACACCAUAAAGGAAUUGGCUUUUUUGUGUGAAAAUUGCAGCAAUACAUGCAGAUAAGUAUUUUGCACGGUUCUGUAUAGUUACAUUUAGUAACUCGACCUAAGAUGCACUUUCCUACCUUAGUGGAAGCUUACUGUAUGACUUCUCCAUGGGAACCACUGACUCAAGUAUCGGGGUCAACUUUGUACUUAAGUAGUAGCUGGAAUAUGGGUAAAUUGCUAAAUUAUUGUCACAUUGAUUUAAGCAUGAAAGUGUUUAAUUUUUAGAAAGCUAACAUACAAGUGCAGCAAGUAAUAUGGAAGGCAAAUGUUAUCUUGACCUUUAUUAUAGAAUGCAAGAAUAAAGAGGAUUUACUGUAACCACUUGGGACCUUGGUGAGACCAAACCUGGAUUAUUGUGUAAAGAGUUAGGUCUCCUUACCAGAUGGAAUGCAAUAAAAAAAUCACCAGAUUGACUUAUGGAAUAGUGGGUUUUCCAGUGUGGAGAGAUUGUGCAGAUGACUGUAAACCCAAGAGGUGGAUGAUAAGUGAAAAUUUCGUUGAAUAUCCCAGAGAAUGCUCUGGGUGGCAAUGGAAACCAGUAUCAAGGGUCACAGACCAACAAUAGGGCAUAGGCCAUUUAGCACUGAGUAGUAAUUACCUCACUCAGAAGAUGAUGAAUAUCAUGGUGGGGUAUGAUUUCCUACAUAUAUAUACUUGCUGUAAUACAUCUUUAAAUUUUUUUCUAUAUUUAUUAUGUAUCACAUUGUACUGCUGCCGCUAAAUUAACAAAUUUCAUGACAUAUCCAGUGAUAUUAAACCUGAUUGUGAUUCUGAUCCUCAGUUGUUGGGUUCAUUCAAACAGAAAUCAAAUUCUUUGUUGUUUGGCUUCAUGGAAGUGAAAGGAUAUGGGGGUAAGGCAGAAAAGAUGGAAUAAUGGAUGAACAAUAAAAUAGCCAGCUAGUGGUGUGGUGGCAUCCACACUGGACUUGGAGGCGAGUGGUCCUGGGCUUGAAUCUAGCUGGCUGCCCGCACGCUUUCCAUCUGUGCCGGGUUGAGCAUCAGGCUAGCAACUCGGGUUCAUAAAAAAAAAGGACAAAUAUUGAAGAAAUGGCAAGGUGGCUGCCCGAUGCACACCCUGCCAUGUGUAGCUGGAUCCUGGACUUCCUGUUAGAUUGCCGGUGGGUGUUAAGAGUGGGCUCCCUCACCUCUGCCCCUCUAACCCUCAACAAAGGUGCCCCUCAGGGCUGUGUCCUAAGCCCCCUCCUUUACUCUCUGAAUACCCAUGAGUAUGUCACUAUCCACAGCCCCAAUCUGCUAAUUAAAUUUGCUGAUGAUACUACACUGAUUGGCCUAAUCUCAAAUAAUAAUGAGACAGCCUACAGAGAACAAGUCAUCACCCUGACACAGUGGUGUCAAGAAAAUAACCUCUCCCUCAAUGUCGCAAAAACAAAGGAGCUAGUUGUGGACAACAGGAGGAAUGGAGAGAGGCUAACCCCUAUUGACGUCAAUGGAUCUGGGGUUGAGAGGGUGAACAGCUUUAAGUUCCUCAACAUGCAGAUCACCGAGGAUCUCACGUGGUCUGUACAUACCGGCUGUGUGGUGUAAAAGGCACAACAGCGCCUCUUUCACCUCAGGUGGUUGAAGAAGUUUGAUAUGGCCCCCCAAAUUCCUAAGAACUUUCUACAGGGGCACGAUUAAGACCAUCCUGCCUGGCUGCAUCACUGCCUGGUAUGGGAACUGUACACUCCUUAUUCACAGGACUUUGCAGAGAGUAGUGCGGACGGCCAGCACAUCUGUAGAUGUGAACUUCCCACUAUUCAGGACAUUUACAAAGACAGGUGUGUAAAAAGGGCCCGAACGAUCAUUGGGGACCCAAGUCACCCCAACAAAAAACUGUUCCAGCUGCUACCAUCCAGAAACGGUACCACAGCAUAAAAGCCAGGACCAACGGGCUCCAGGACAGCUUCUUCCAGCAGGCCAUAAGACUGGUUAGUUCAUGCUGAUACAAUUGUAUUUCUAUCUUAUAUUGACUGUCCUGUUGUACAUACUAUUUAUUAUAAAUUACUAUAAAUUGCACAUUGCACAUUUAGACAGAGAUGUAAAGUUUUUUACUCCUCAUGUAAGUAAUGAAAUCAAUUCAAUUCAAUACGAUGUACAGAGAAGAACAACAACAAUAAAUACUGGUUUUGCCAA